AUGCGGAAAUAUAUCCGUAAGCACCGACCAGUAUCAACGAGACGAAUAGUAGUAAGAAACAAUUCAUUUAGAAAAACGAGGAUAACCGCCCAGGGUGGGAAACAAUGUAUACUAGGAAUGAAGAAUCAACAACUGAAUUCUACAAAGCAAUAUACACAAGUUAUCAUGCCAAACAAAGCAACAGACUGCAACCCUGUAGGACCAGAUCCAAACACGAAUGAAACCAUACCCUCUAUCAUACACAGCGAGGUUAGAACAACCAUCACUGAACUGAAAAAUGGAAAGUCACCUGGAGAAGACAACAUAUAUAAUGAGCUCUUAAAAGGAGCUCAAGAUCUCCUAAUACCAAUCGUCACAGAAGAGUUCAACAAAAUCAUACAAACCAAACCCGGUCAGUGGAAAACAAGUAGGACUGCUCUUUUGCACAGAAAGAUACGAAAGGUAACAUGA
This is a messenger RNA of Schistocerca gregaria, 450 nucleotides long. RefSeq lists its product as uncharacterized. The record is from RefSeq and is a predicted model, not a curated record. Lineage: Eukaryota; Metazoa; Arthropoda; Insecta; Orthoptera; Acrididae. The transcript has 2 exons. The coding region runs from base 1 to 450 and encodes 149 amino acids.